AUGAGUUCGGCCCUCACUAACCAGGACCAAUGUGAGAAUCUCCAACACAGUACAAAUAUUACAGGUGAGAAUCACAGAACCUAAAACAGACAGAACCGUGCUGUAAUCCGAUACCUCGAGAGUUGGAUCCUGACCUGGUACAAUCACCAGAGAAAAACCUCCCUGAAUGUAAUUGUUAGUGACAACAGUACAGCCAUGUAGGAGAAAAAGCCUCUCUAUUGUACGGCCAUCUCUGUGGUAGGAUCUUGACUAUACAGACACCUCUGGGGUGGGAUUCAGACUAUAGUAGAGUAAACAACGGGUCUGACCAUAUUACAGCUAACUUUGUGUAGGGUCCUGGCAUUAAUACAUGGGACAUAUAGCUCUUCAUAGGAUUCUUAUUAAAUACCUCCCAACAUUUCAAAUGGACAUAGAGGGACCUUUUAAUUUUAGGGUUGCAAGUGGGGGUGUGGUCAGGGGUGGGAAUAUUCUAAGAAAUCUUGGGUGACUUACUAUACUAAUAACAAUUAAAACAAGUAAAAUGUAAUUUAUAACAAGAACAAUGUCUUAGAGAGACCAUCUAAUUGUCGCACGCCGGUGUUUCGCCGUGCAUGCAAACUAGCUUCCCAAUGCUUUCCUAUGGGAAAGCAUUGGAUUGGCUGAGAUCAUCGAUCUCAAUGAUCUCUACUAGAGAGGCGGACUGUUACGCCAGUGACCAGCACUUAGGAGAAAUGUUAAGGAAAGCUCAACUUUUUAACCCUGUUACUAGGUGACUAUAGUGUUAGGAAUACACAUUGUUUAUUAAAAUUAUUAUUAAAUGCUACAGUGUUCUUUUAAACUAUGUCUUCCUGUCUAAUGUGACUAGCCAAGAAAUUAGUAGUAGAUUAGGAAUAUGAUAUUUUAAAUGAUGAAAAUGAUGUUAGCUAUGUUUAAACAAGGAAUUGGGAUAUAAUGCAUAGGUGCGGAGAUAAAGACAUUUGUUUUAUUUAAUGGUUGGGCUUAUAGAUACACAGAGCUUGGCAGGAAACCUGACCAUUCGAUAUACUAAGGGUUUUAUAAAGAAGAUAGAGUUGAGAGGCAUCAAAGUCAUAUAUUACCUCAAUCACUGGGGACCUUUAGGCCUCUGAUGUCAUAAAUUGAAAUAUUUCUUUCAUGUGACCUGAAGACAUGGCCCCAGCUGUCACCGAGAUGCAGUUUGUCAGAUUUAUAAUGCCUGUUUCUGCUCAGCUUUCAAGAGAAAAAAAGCUCCUCUGGCAGUAAACAUCAGAUUUAUAAACUGGCCAUCAAGAUAUAGCUUGUGAGACACUGAAACCAGAAGACCUUUUAUCAGAGAACUAAAUAUACAGCGCUGAGAUUCCUGUUGCCUGUUUCUUUUAAUAAUAUCCAAAAAGAGUACUUUAUAAUAAAUACAGAAUAGCCAGACAGAUAUAUAAAUUGGAUGGAUAAAUGGAUGGACGGAUGGAUGGAUGGACAAACUGAUGAGUGAAUGGAUGGAUGGAUGGAAUGAUCAGUGGGUGGGUGGGUAGAUGGAUGGAUUGAUGGAUGGGUGUAUGAAUUGAUGGUUGGUUGGAUGGAUUGAUGGGUGGGUGGGUGGACUGAUGAUUGGCUGGAUGGAUUGACUGAUGAGUGAGUGGGUGGAUUGAUGGACUGAUCGGUGGUUGGGUGGCUGGGUAGAUGGAUAGAUUGAUGGAUGGGUGGAUGAAUUGAUGGUUGGUUGGAUGGAUUGAUGGGUGGGUGGGUGGACUGAUGAUUGGCUGGAUGGAUUGACUGAUGAGUGAGUGGGUGGAUUGAUGGACUGAUCGGUGGUUGGGUGGCUGGGUAGAUGGAUAGAUUGAUGGAUGGGUGGAUGAAUUGAUGGUUGGUUGGAUGGAUUGAUGGGUGGGUGGGUGGACUGAUGAUUGGCUGGAUGGAUUGACUGAUGAGUGAGUGGGUGGAUUGAUGGACUGAUCGGUGGUUGGAUAGAUAGACUGAUCGGUGGGUGGGUGGGUGGAUGGGUGAGUGGAUGGAUGGACUGAUGGAUGGGUGAAUGGAUGAGUGGAUGGAAUGAUCGGUGUGUGUGUGGGUGGAUUGAUGGAUGGAAGGACCGAUAGGUGGGUGGAAGGAGAGAGCCUUGGAUUUACUCUAAAGUGUGAUUUCCACAUCAUUGGUGUGGCUGCAAGCUCAUGGCUUGUGAUGCCAUGGAGAGUGGUUUAGCAGAACACGAGGGAACAGCAUUCAUGGAUUUAUAGCACCAUAACCACUUCAAUCAGCUGUGGUGAUUAUGGUACUUAGAUUGACCAUUUAUACAUACAUACACUCACUUGUAUCUUCCUUGCUCCACAGUUCCCAGUGCCAUCAUAGUUAUCCUAUAUAAGGCUUAAAUAAUACAUACAACCUAAUCUUCAAUUAUUAUUUUUAUGCUACUGUUUGUUUUUUCCCCUAUAAAUAUUUAAUAAAAAUAGAUAGUUUGUAUUUCAUUUAUUGAUUUAGUGCUGUCCUCAUCAGUCUCAAGACUCAUCCAUAAUAUUUUCUAGGGUCCUCUACAUAAGAACACAGCUGAGCCAGUAGCUUUGAACUAAAUAAUUGACAGAAGAAGUAAAUUGAGUUUUGUUUGUGAAUUUUUGUUGCAGUCAUCCCAUUUUAACGAGAUCAAUGACCCUUUGGUUGCACCGUUGGGACUAUUCCAUAGGUUUAGGAAUGAAAAUAGAUGUUAAUGGAAGGUUUUCUCACUUUAAAUUGUCAUGUAGCAGAUUGUUGAGGCAGGAUCACUUGUGCAUGAUUGUGUUUGAAGAUACUUAUUCGUAGCUGUGAAAAAUGUGAAAUAUUUUGUUCACUGCCAUGGCAUACAAACAUCAUUAUGAUUUCUUGGGAAUAAACUGACCCCAUGUCACGAAGGAGCCAAACAUCUUUAUCUUGUAAGCAAUAUGCUGUUCUAUUUAGUUUUUAGUUCCUCUGAUGGGAAAAAAAAUAGUCAAUUUUCAGUUUGUAUUGAAUAAACGUACAGUAUUGAUCAUUCAUUCUUUCUGUUCAUUGUUGGGUUUUUCUGCCAAUUUUAUUUUUAAUAGCCAGAUCAGUAAAUAACAGCAUGUCAGAUAAAAGAGAGUGAACAUAUCAGAUCGAACAUAAUGAAAAGGUACAAAUCAAAAUGCUUGAGGAUGAUAAAUCAAAUCAAAUUAAUUAAGGUUGUAGUUAGUGUGAGAUAUUGUGUAAGUAUAUUUCUGCAUAAAUCUUGUAUGAACGAUAAGUGGAAAGUCUUGUAAGUACAUGGUUACUUACCUCUUAUAACUGCCAUAAAUAUCGUUCUAUCUCUCAUAUUAUGGUAAAUCCCAAUCCCACCCCUACACACUGUGCUUGGGACCCCCAAGGAUUUUGUAUUAUGAAAUCUCUGAGCCAUGAUCAUGGCUUUAGUCUGCUUGUUGGGCAUCAGUGAUGCAAAGAGGCAUUGAAAGAACUGAAGGUGCUUGGCAGGGUCCAUCGUCUCAGGAAUGACCCUAAUGUUUAUAUGACACAUCCAACUGCUGUCUUCUAAGGCAUCUAUUCUCAUUCAAGAGUAGAGUUAGCACAAUUAUGUGUGUCUGCUUUCUGCAUUUAUAGUUCUUUAGCUAGUAACUUGCUGAUGUCUCUCAGCAAUUAUAUAAUAUCCUCCAUAGCUUGGGAGUAAUGUCUCAUCUUCCUGGAUAAAAGUGGUACAGAUGUUGUCUACCACUGUAGAUACCUAAUGGGGAAGGUGAUUCACUACCCUAAAAGGGGUUUAAGCCCUAGAAAAUGCUGUUAAAAAAAUAGAAUGUGGUGAAACACCCAAAAAUUGAUAAAAUAUGACCUUUAAUGAAAUCUGGUAAAAACUAUGCAACGAAUGGAUAUAUAAAUAUAACAAUAAAGUACUCUAUAAAGAAAAUAUCAAUACAAAAAUAAAAACAGUGACAAAAAAGGGGGGAAAGAGUAGAUAUUCCCAAGGAAUACCUGGGUGUUGAAAUCCUAAGGACUGAGUACCAGCAUAUUCCUCCCAAAGUCUGGAACGGGGAAAAUGGUCCUAAGGCUGUCAGUUGUUGCAAGCUAGAAGAUUUUCUCUAAGUAUAAAUACAGGUGUAUAAAUAUAUCAGAGAGCGAGUUUGCGGUAUCAGUCAGCAGUCCAUAGAUUAUCCAGUAGUAUCUGGGGUCAUAUAAAGAGGUAUGUGUGUCGGUUGGUCCCUGUGCUAGUAUAAAGUUAGUCAAAAUAGAUUUCUAAUCCCUACAUAUUUGACAGCUGACACACGUUCCCCCAUACGAGUAACAAAAAAUGGAUAUAAAUAUCCCAACAAGUAUAACAAAAAGUUGUAACAAUUACUAAAAAGACUAAGUAAGUAAAUGAGAAGUCUAAUAGGAGUCCUGAGCGGAGGAGUUCGAGUACAACUAAAGAAUUACAAAUCACAGUAAGAAAAAAACGCCAGCUCCAAGGAACACCUAAAGUAUACGCGCGUUUCACCCAGUAGACCGGCACGCUACGCGCGUUUCACCUGGCGAUUGAAAUUGGGAUUAUCAGGAGGGCUGGAUGGAUUUUUCCUGGAUGGAAUAUGAGAAACACCUACGAGCCAGCGCAUCUAUUGACACCAUCAGACCACAUUGGAAAGGUGCCAUCUUUGGCCCCAAAGCAUAGAGGAAAAGGUCGAUGAUAUCAGCAAAAACCCCCAGUAGCAAUAACCUCUUCUUCCAUGUCAGUUUCACCUUGACUUCUUGAGUCUGACAGUGGUCCUUCCAUUUAAUUUGUGAACCAAUGCAAAGAUUUGUUGUUUGUAAAUUAGUUAGUUAGUACAAAGCAUCAGACACAAUCAGUCCACUUUUGUUGGAAGCGUGCUCAUUCCUCAGUCCUCAUUGAGAGAACUGCACUUUUUAUCUGUUAUCUUUUUUUAGUCUCAUGUUUAUCUCUAUAUUUUUUAUUUUGCCAUGAAAUUUAGUGAAUUGUUUUCCCUCUACUCCAUUAUAGGUGUUACGUGCAACGUAUCCAUUGACAUUAUUGGGACAUGUUGGCCUCGAUCUCCAGCUGGACAGGUGGUGGCCCGACCCUGCCCUGAAUAUUUCCAGGGGGUUCAAUAUAAUACAACAGGUAAAUACUUUUCAACCAUGAUCCGAAAUUAUGGCAAAGAUUCAUUUGUGCUCAUUUGGAACAAAAUGCAUUAGAAGUAUGAAUUGGCAGAGUUAUCACACUUAUUGUGUGCAAAGUGUCCUCUCUGAUGGACAUCCUUGGAGAUGAUCAGAAUUGGUGGCCUCAAACUAAUUAAUAUAGGUCUUCAUUUAAUAUGUUAGGGUUAACUUUUCAAAAGAUUGAAUAUUUUUGGAUAUAUAUAUAUAUAUAUAUAUAUAUAUUAAUAUUUUUUUUAAACUAAGCAAUCUACAGACAGUAAAAUAUACAGUAAAUAUCUUGAUGGCUUUUCAUAAACUUACGGGGUGGUUUUUUUUAGAUUGCUGGUUUAGAAUAUAUCUUAAAAAUCUGAUUGUGUAAAUAUACACAAUUUAAACGUUUCAUUGAUUUGUUUGUCUUUCCAGAAAUAUUGAUGGGAUAAAACGUAUUAGACAUUGUAUUCUAAGUUAAUCGAGAAGAGUCCUUGCCAGAUCUCACUUUCAUUCAUAGGAACAUUUUAACAACCAUAACCCCUACAUCCUGUUACAGUGUACAGCCAAUAUAUAUUUGUUAAAAAUCUCCAAAAGAUUGUAAACAUACUGUAUGUUUGUAUCUUGGCAUAAUAUCUACAUUCAAUAAGUUUAGUUAACUGGCCAAACUAAGCAUCUCUACUACAUAAAGCAUUGCAAGCUGUUGUUGCAAGCUGCACAAAAGUCCUGUAGUUUACCAAAGUCAUCCUUCUCCCUAUUUUGUUUGUAGAAUUCAGCACUCCACUGUCUGUACAAUGGGAUAGAUUAAAGGUAGUCCCUCUGCAAAAUGGAGUCCUGCUUAGAAGUUUGUUUUUCCACCUGGUGAAAAGUGACAUUUGUAGAAUCGCCGCAUGUUCACUGGACUCCAGGCCACCAAACAAAUUACCAAGCAAUUGAAGGGGUCUUUCACACCCCAAAACCAGGCUAACUGAGCCCACAGCACACCCUCACGUUAAGGGGAGAAAGACCAAGAAGCAAAGGGCCGAGAAACCGAAUAAGGCCAUGAACAUCGGCGAUCUAUGGCACCAGGCCUGAAGGGAAACAGAGCCCAACAUGGCCAACCUCUCAGACGACUCAGAUCUCCGAGGACUUCUCACUGGGAAGACCAGGAGGUCAGAUGCCUGAGCAGAGAACCAGUAAACCCACAACCCCUCACCUAGACUCGGCCCUGGUGACGACGGCAAUCAUGAAGGGCCUCUUAGCGGAGCUCUAACACAUGAUCCAGGCCGACAUGGCCCAGCUCCGAGGGGACUUACGAGGCCUCAUGACCCGCAUGGGCGCUAUAGAGAGCAACACCCAGAAACAGGCCCAACACACAACGCGUCUUCACACAGCCAUACAAGAGCUACAAAUCCAACAAAGCAAAAUGGAUAAAAAGCUCGCAGAGCUGGAGGACCGGAGGCGCACACCGAACCUCAAGUUAAGGGGCAUCUCAGAGUAGAUCCCGGAGAAGGAGCUACCACACUUCCUACAUCGACUUCUCACAGGACUGCUAACCCAUAAGAAGGCCAAACAGGUGGGAGUGGAGGGUCUAUUCCGACUUCGCAAACCAACGUCAGAACAGCUCUCAUGAACGAAACAACUCACCAUACCCCUUUGAAGGAAUGAAAGUGACGUUCUAUGCAGACCUGUCCGGAAGUACCACGGCGUGGAGGAGGUCACCUAAGCCUUUCAUGGCGUUACUCCGAACCAACGGCUUCGGAAACUGCAACGCGCACUGGAGAUACUACACGGCACCGACACACACUCUGUCAGCAACCUCAAGGAGGCAGCCAACCUGCUACCUAAGCUGGAACUACCAACAAACGCCCUGGACACAGUGCGAUCGAGCACGGCGGCAUCCCUGCCUCACACCUGGAAUCUCGCAACAACACGUACCUUCAUACCACAGGGAGCGUGACAAGAAGAACGGGCACUACCUGAGUGGCUCCAGAUAGCCUGCAGAGACAGGCCUGAACUUGCCUCACCACUGGAGUUGUGUUUUCAGUUAACUCUAUUGGGUCUCACUAAACUUUACGUUAAUAGUGUAUGUUACCGUUUUUCUCUUAUGUUGAUUUUUUUUUUAUUAUUAUUAUUUUUAUUUAUUUUUAAAAGCUUUCUCAGUAGGCACCAAUCUGGGUACCCUAUCCUGGACUAAGACGGAGCAGCUCAGAAACCACCCCCGUGAGAACUGACACACAGGCACACCUACCUUGCCCGCGGCAAGACGGAGCCCUCAGCCCACACAUCACAUACAGCACUUAUACAAUGCUACAAGCGAUGCCUGAGCUCCAGCCUAGAGCUAAUCUUAGUUACCACCCAUUAUCAAUCAGUACACAGCCAAACUUGGUUCUCGCAAUGCAUAGCUUCCAUAUUAUCAGUUAUACCACACGCAGACCACACAAUCCAAGUUCUUACACAUGUUCCUAUGUUACAUUAAGCUCACAUUUGCAUUACAAAAUAUUAAAAUACUGUGCAUAUGCUCAUGCCAAUGCUCACCCUGUAACCGUCGUGCGCGCUGUUGUGGCGCUUGAUUUAACAAUGUACUUACCUGCACAACAAAAAUUAAAAUUUUUAAAAAAGUGUCAUUUGUAUGGAAUGGGAUGUACUAUAAACUUAACUUGUUAAACUGUUGGACCUGUGUGUUUAUGAAGCUGGGAGAAGCAGAAUUAAUUCUUUAAACCCUUCCCGUUCUCUUCUUCGAUGAACGUACUAAACGUAUACCUUAAUAAUAAUAGACAAUAAUAGACAAUAAUAGACAAGCUUAACUUUUCCUUCAAUUAAUGAUAGCAUCGAGCUCAGCGGUGCCCCAGAAGUUGUAGAACUACAACUCCCAUGAUGCGUUGCAUGUCUUUAGAAUGCCUUUAGCAUGACAAAGCAUCAUGGGAUCUGUAGUUUUAAAAAAUCUGGAAAUCUACCUUUUGGGCACCACUGAUCAAGCGGCAUAUAGGACUGCUAGAAGUCCUUAUAUAAAGUGAGUGGAAGAGUUACUGAUAUUAGUAAGUUGUUCUAGUCACAUAAUAUUUGGCUAUAAAUCCCAUUUAACACUAUACCAUUUCCUGCGAUCACCACUCUCUUGUUCGCGCCUUGCUGUGCAAAUCUGUGAUUGUUUCUGGGUAUUAUCGCAAGAUUUUUAUGUUUAGAUAGACCCUCCUGACCCCAAGAAAAUGAGACACAACAUGCAUCUCAUUUCUCGUCCCAACUUCCAAAAAUCCACUCGAAAAAUGACUUUGGCUGCCGGUAAUGAGAAACCAAGACAGGCUGGAAACCAAUUAUUUUUGUAUAUUUUAAAGGCAAAGUGUGAAAUCAGGCAUGCUAGAUGAUGCCUGAAAAUGACUUGUAAACAAAACAAUCUGUACAAUGCCUAGACAUUACAUACAAUGCCUGCGUAUAAUCAGUAAAACAUAAAUUAAAGUUCUUAAAGGGACACUCCACUGCCCAAAUGCAAAAUAGAUGAAAAAUCACUUUUUAUUAGAUAUACCCCCAAAUGAAAACAUGCAUGUAUUUAAUUAUGUAUUGUUUCAUUAGCGGUAUAUCUAAAAUCAGCUUGCAAAACCUGCAUUUCUCUUGUCUGCUGCUUUUGCAAGCUCUUCCCUUCUAACCCCGCCCAGACUUUCUGUGUCUGUCCAAUCACAGACAUCCCCAAUGCAGCUCAAUGAUAAGUCUUUGUAAGUCAGGUGCUCUGGACAAUAGUUGCCUCUUGAGGUCAGCUGCAUUGAGCUAACAAAACCAGGAAGUAACAUGACCAGUUGCUCGCUCGAAAGCCAAGGGGGUGUAACCAGGUUAAUUUAUAAAAUAUUCAAUUUCUAUUGAAAUCUGCACUUUUUGCAAAAUAAAAAAAAGACACACUGCAUUUCAGCAAGCUGGAGUGAGGGGCCUGGAGUGACCCGUUAAUUUUAAUGUAACAAUAACCUUACAACUUUCAUUUUUGGACAUAUUUCAGUAUGAUUCUUCAUGUUGCUAUUUUGUCCUUUUUCAUAUUUUGCCUAAAGAUAUUUUUACUUUCUGUAAAAUUCUUAAACAUAUAUAUUCAUCUCUAUUACAUACUCAUAGAUUGUAAGCAUAGAUUGUAUCUCUCCAUCCUUAAAUAUCCCCUUUCCAUAAUUCUAAAGUGCUGUGGAUUAUGUUAGCACUUUAUAAAUACUUGGCAUAAAGUGUAUUUGUCACCUCUCUAGAAGUGACAGUUCCUCAUUCCUUUACCACUGUAAAUGCUUUUGAAGCGGCUACUGCGGUGAGAUAUGCAAGAAAGGUUAAAAAAAAACACACUUACCUCUGCAAUAUCUCUGCUUGUAGGGCAACAUCAUCUUGCCUUGGGUACACCUCAAGAUUCUAUAGAGAAAUGCAGUACAAAUGCAUGCACUCUCAAGCAUUCCUUCAAUCACACUGCAGGUGAUAAUUGCAGGGGAUAAUUCAUUUACAUUGCAGUGGAUUAUUCAUUUACAUGGCACACUUUGGCAGUGUCAUGACUGGCAUGCAAUUUAAAUUAAAAAAUAAACUAUAAAUAAUAAUAAUAAAUAAAGAUUUUAAAAAGCCAAAACACAUAGCUAAAUAGUCGCUAGUCUUUUUUUACAACAGUGAGCAGCCACUGGUUGUUCGCUGUUUAGUAGACAUGCUCCUACUCGCGGCACAGUGGGAAGGAGCAGGAGGGAGGAUUUAACCUCUCUUUUUGGGGGCUUUCAAAUUCUUAGUAGAUCGCAACCUAAUCCCUGUGGGAUUGCCAUAAAAUAACAAAAAGGAGUUAUCUACUAAACAACUCCCUAAUUUGGUACCCUUAAAUAUGGCAAUCCCAUAAGGAUACAAAUUUAAGGAGCUAUCUAAUAAACAGCUACAAGAUGCAGCCAUGGUCUGUAACACAAUUCAGAAUUUCAUUCGUCCGAAUGAAAUUCCGAAAACGAAAAUAAUGACCGAAUUUUGUCUGAAAAUGAAUAAACAUACAGACAAAAUUCAGUUAGUGCGAAACUAAAUUUAUUUUUGUCCAAAUGUAUUGGGAAGAAAUCUAAAUUUCAGCGACACCCAAAUCUACUACAUACCUUACUAGUGACACCUGCUACUGGUGAUAUUAUUCUGCACUGUGUGAUUUAUAUCAGAUUUAGUGCUCAUUGCCUUGUGCAUAAUAGCAAGAUAUAGUUCUUUAAUGCAUGACACAUACUAAGGGGACCAGUGGCAUAUAGAUGGUUAAUUUAUCCCUUACAGGACUCACUGACACUUUCCACAGAGUAAGAAUUGAUUACAUUGUUGUUACAAGGGCGUUGUGAAGUAUUGAGUUGGAUGUCUACGAGGGUUGUCUGUUGCUGUCUUGGUUUUUAGCAUUUCAUCUGUUCUUAGCUUGAGUGUUGCCUCUCACCCAUUAGUCCUGCUUUCUUACUCAAUCAGGCUGCAGGCGACCAGAGCCAGCGUGGGAUGCAAGGAAUGUCACAGCAUCAAUCUUCUCUCUGGCACAGAGAGGUCCUUGGCUUCGGGACACUACAAGAGAGGGGAGGUGACAUGCAGCUCAGAGAGAGGGAGCAGGCCUUGCAUUCAAAUUAGACUGACGCUUUCUGUUACUCUUUUACACUAGUUUAAUAUUACAGCUGAGCUGCUAGGGUAACACUGGAACACUUUAGCUAUGGGACAUCAAGGAGAACAUGUGUGACAGAAGCUUUCAUGCCACAGUCUUUUGAAGUGGCUUGAAGGCCAGCCUUAUGCCCACAGACUAUUGGCCUAAAAAGGGCUAUUGUCACUGUGGGGAGAGGUAUGCGGGACUCUGACCAGUGGCGUCACAAGGGGGGUGCGAGGAUGCGGACCGUACCAGGGUGCAUCACGGGAGGGUGACACCACUGACACCAGCAGGGCCGGCACGUCCACGUCCAUUAACGGCACAAGCGGCCGCCUUCGGGCACACCGGCUGGGGGGGCACUAGUUUGGAGUGACAGGCAGGAGGUGGGCGCACAGCUCUCCCUCCUGGCAGUCACUCAGUCAGUGUAGCGUGACCAAGUGGAGCAGUACGCAGCACGGUACAGAAACUUCUGUUUCCUGUACCUGGCCGGACUGAAAGGAAGUGCUCACUGAGAAUGCACUUCCUGUCAGUCCGGCCGGGUACAGGAAACUGAAGCUCCUGUACAGAAGGAGCACUAUGGGAUGGGGGAGCGGGUGGGGGAAGAACACUAUGAGACAGGGGAGAGGGGGAGAAAAAACACUAUGGGACAGAGGAGGGGGGAGAAAGAACACUAUGACACAGGGGAGGGGAGAAAAAGAACACUAUGAGACAGGGGAGGGGAGAAAAAGAACACUAUGGGACAGGGGAGAGAAAGAACACAAUGGGACAGGGGAGGGGGGAGAGAAAGAACACUAUGUGACAGGGGAUGGGGGAGAAAGAACACUAUGGGACAGGCAAUGGGGGGAGGAAGAACACUAUGGGACAGAUAGAACACUAUGGAACAGGAGGGGGAGAAAGAACACUAUGGGAAAGGGGGGAGAGAAAGAACACUAUGGGACAGGGGAGAAACUAGGGGAGGGAGAGGAACAUUAAGGGGGGCACUAAGGUACAAAGGAGGGAAGGGAAAAGGAACACAGGUAGGGGGGACCAUUAAAAGAGAAGGGAGAGGAACACUAAGAGGGGGGGAGGAACAUUAAUGGGAAUGGGGGGCACUAAGAGACAGCUAAGGGGGGAGAGGAACACUAAGGGACAAGGGAGGGAGAGGAACACUAAGGGACAGGGAAGGGUGGAGAGAGGAAUACUAAGUGACAUGGGAGGAAGGGGAGAGGAACACUAAAGGACAGGGGAUGGAGGGUAGAGGAACACUAAGGGACAUGGAGGGGGUUGGGGUGAUACCGUGAGUUACCGCACCGGGUGACACCAACCCUAGUGAUGCCACUGACACUUACUGUGCUCCCCAGUUGGACUUGAGGACCUCUGGGUAUUGCCUGGACUAAUUUUACACCUCGAGCACCUGACCAGGAGAUACCCUGAAAUACUCUGAAACUGUUCCUUGGAUCGGGACUCAGUGGAGGUCCAGUAAAUCUUUAAGUGGGUAUCACUCAGUCCCCCAACCUCCACAUUGAGCGCUAUUUGGAGGGGAAGACAGGAAGGCAAGGAGGCAUCUGAGAAUAACUUGAAAUUGAGUACGCUCCCUUCCCUAAGGGAAAACUUUAACACACUGUAACUCAGGAGCGAAUUCUCCAAUCAGGAUGCUAUUUGGCCAGUGAGGACACUUGUGUGGGUAUAUGGUCCAGGAAAAAGGGGUACUGUUAGAUAUUUUGUGUACUGUGCUCCAGUACUGAUGGAACAACAGGGAGAUGAUUGUGUUAGCUGGGGAAAAUGUUAUUAAGUCCCCAGACCGAAUGCCACCAGGGAAGGACACCUGCACUGUGCAUUGCUUUGCAUGGAAGACCCCUUGCAGGGAGAGUCAAAACUGUCUAGUAUAAGUAGCUGUACGCUGUACAAUAAUGAUUAAUUCUACCCCCUACAUUCAGAUUCAUCUAAUGUGUGAGGAAAAGGCUAAGGUAAAGCUAUAAUCACUUUUCUAUACUGGAGAGAGAAUCAUCUCAGCUGUAUUCAAUGCAGCCUGGUGUAGGAUGGAAGAGGUUCUCAGAGACCCCAGUUAAGUUUCGGUGACUGGGUCUGAAGUGCUCUAGAGUCCCUGGCAGCAGAGAGGAAGCUGACCCGGUGGAGGUACUCAGUCAGAAUACAUGAGCUCCUUCACAACACGCAACAGAAAAAGGCAUUGGACAAAGGUGUCAAUAACUCAGCAUUUCCACCUGACCAUUAUGGACACAUUGUUAUCGUGACUGAGCUCCCCUACUCUUGCUGAGUACCUCAGCCAAGUCCAGCAUACUAGCUGCUAUCAGGGACCCUGCAGCACUUGAGACCCAGUUUGCGAAGCUUGACUAAGGUCUUUUAGGAACUCAUCUACUAGCCUUUUUAGGGACUGUUCCUUAAACAUGUUGUGACAAGCAUUUAAAAUACAAAUAUACAGAACAUUGGAGAGCGAGCAAUUAUAAUUAAUACAUGAACUAUAUAAUACAAGUAACAUUUUCAAACACAGUAAAAAGAAACAAUAUAUGCAUUUAACUACUUAUUUGGUGGCCCUAAUUUGCAUACCAGCAUCAUGUAAAUGAGCAAAUCUCUAUUCAGUCAGCAGAGGGCGCUGCAGAGUUAUCAGAUUAACACUGCAUAGUUUGGUUUAAAAUUUCUACCAUCUUGGGACCAAGUCAAUAGUCUAUGGUCAAGAGGCUGGCCUUCAAGCCUCUCCAAAAGGCCAUGGCAUGGGAGCUUCUGUCAUAGUUUUCAUCAUAGCUACAUACCAGUGUCAGCAACAUUACUAAUGUUCCAAGCUUAUUGGUUAUGAUAUAUCACAUGCAAUGCAUAGUCUUGUCUGUGCAACUUAAAAGGUUUACAAUUCAAUCUCCAAAAUGAGAUGUCAAUAAGCUGCUCUAAAAUAAUUUUUUGUUGUGUUACUUUUAUUCACUGUAUCACAUUACGCAUUCACAGUCACGUGGAGGUGAACAAAAUAACAGAAACACCUAUCACAGCAUUAUUAUCAAGGAGCUUAAAAGGGACAAAGCCACCCUUUACCCUCAGAACUGCUUUAGGCAUCCAAGGAAUGCUGUUGUACAAGUACUCUACUCUGUGUAUUCAUAUACAGUACAUUACCAUUUGUCAUCCAGCUCUUACGAAGAUGAAGGAGGUAGAAAUUGAAUGUGCGCUCUGCGGUCCAGCACUUCCAAUACUUCCAAUAAGCAUUUGAUGCUUAUUGUUUAGAUCUAUUGAUCAUGGGAAGCCAAGAAAUAUGUUAGACUUAAAAUAUUUAGGAAAACGUGCAUGAAUGGGUUUGCAAUAUGUGUAUUAUCAUUCUGAAAAAUCAUGAAAGAAAACUGUUUGCACCAUAAGAGUACUCUGUACUCUAAAAUAGCUUACAAUAUGGCCAUCAUACGGACAUGUGUUAAUUAAAUCUAAUGGCUUCACCAAGAUGGCUGUCCUCACGAUUAUGGAUCCUCCACCAUUUUGAAUGCUGCCAACAGAUUUUGUUUGUUGCAUGCAUCCUUAAACUUUGUUUUUUUUCUAAACAUAACCCUUUUCUUUUUUCCAUUGCACAGUUGCCCAGAUUUUGUACACACCGUGCACCGAAUUAUUGACUAAUUUCUAUGCUUGUCGCAAUCAUUUACCAACAAGUCAGUAAUUUCAAAAAUGGUAAUCACUAUCGUUUGUGUUUGCCAGCAGUUUCAAAGCUGCAGAAUUUGUUUACCGAAUUUAAAUUAGCACCUGCUGAAGGUUUCUAGAUUGAAAUCACGAAGAUCAUUGCCUAAUGCAAGGCAGCAACCUGUUUCUACACGUCUUUUAUAUCCAUGCUAUACGGUUAGGUAGAAAACUGGAACUUCAGUUUCAAAUUGGUUGAAGUGGAAUAACAUGUUGACGGUAGCAGACAUGGUGGACUACACAGGCUCUAACCGUGGUUUGUACAGAAUAUCGCCAAACACCUAUUGAUUCAUACAAAUGCCAAUAGCUUGUGCACUUUAUUGAACAUGUUGCAGAAUAUUACACUCCCAUAUCAUGUAUACUUCAAUCCACAGCUGGUGUUAGAGAAAGAUUUCAAAACCUUGUCCUCCACAUGUUGAUGGCCUACAAUUACCAAGAUUCCUUGAAUGCAAUAGAUCGACAGAUAAUCUGCUGGGGGCCUGAGUUUGAUAUGCCUGCCCUAAUUGUUUUCAUCGAUGUCUCUUUGGAACCUUUAACUGUGUUUCUGUCACGUUACCUGGACCUGUGCAUAUUGACACUGUGCAUCCAUCCUGUGACACUUUUGACACACAGUAUUAGUCCUGUGUCGAUAUUGACGAGUGGCCUACUUAUGCGUCCAUAGUGACGCCAAGACUCAUUCUAUCUUUCAUAGUGAUGCAAAAUACCUCCUACUUUACUUAUAUGUCCUAAGAUCUGUGUCAUAAUUGGCGCCAAGCCAAUCCACAUUGCUCAAACGUCCCGUUUUAACAUCAUUAUUCACAUAGAUCAAUUACAGUUCCUUUCUGGCUACUACUCAUUGCCCUGUCAUGUUUUCUGUAUACCUGAGAGUGUUUUAUACUGUUUUGGCUAUUCUGUUAUUUGACCCUGGCUUGUCUCACUACUCUUACUCUCUGCAACCCUGACCUUGACUUCUGAGGUCCUCUGUCCUCUGUCCUUGACUUUGACUUGUACACAUUAUUUAUGUGUCUGCUAGCAGACAUUUAGUUUAUCUGACUGUGGUGCCAGUAUGUCCAUUCUAAUAACUGGUACGCACUUCUGAUUUGUCUCCCCUUAGGUUUGUCUGUUAGGGUAGAGCUAGUCCCAACACUGAUUUCUGUUUACGUCAAUUUCUAAGUAGCAUAUUCACCUUUUUCUAUAACGACAGGAGAAUAUAUGUUUUGAAGUCUAGCUUUCCAUAGUCUCUAUUUCUUAUUUUGCUGUCUCCCUCCUGUCUCCCACACUCUUCCACACUGUAACACGUUCUACACAGUGACAGCUACCCACACUCACCUUCCUACAUACAUCCUUGUAUAAAAAACAGGUUUUCUCAAAAAAGGUUGUAGCUGAGGUAAAUGUUUAAUGCUUGCUUUUACUGUGAUCUGUCGUUACAAGUAGAGGAAAAUACAAGGUUUUGUUUUUUUACAUGAAGUAGGUGUCACUGUGAUUCAUUUCAGAAAUUUUUUUACUGUGAGAGAAAACAUUUUAUCUCAAUUACUCCAAUACUGUGCAGACACGUGCUUGUGCGUGUGUGUGCAUAUGCAUGUCCAUGUGCUUGUGUGUGUGUAUGUUUGUGGGGAAGUGUCUUCACUUGCUUUAAGGAGUGAUCUAUUGUACUCAUAACUUUGUGAGCAUUUAAGGAAGUUUUUGACAUGAAUGGAAGACUUUUUUUAACCAAAAUCUGGAUAUUUCAUUCUAAAAUUCAAAGCACUUUACUCACUACAACUACAAUUUGCUCUUUAGUGAGUAGACUAUCCACAGUGAAUUAAUGUCAUAUUGAGUUUAGUACCAGAGUGAUGCUGUAAAUGUAAGAAAUAUCCUGAGUGUCCUUCACUUUGUCCCAUUCUGUCCUGUCCCAGAAGAGCAAAUAAAGAACUGCUGUGUCAUGACCUCGAAUGUGUUGUCGGCCUGUUAGAAGGCUGCUGUUGAGAGUGAUGAAUGAGAACCUACUCUUGGGCAAAACUUAUCUCUGUACAUUGUAUUAUUCCUGUGUUCCUGGGAUUGUGUCAGGGCAGAGGUCUGUGCCCAUAGAAUACGUAAUGGUGGGAGGGUUAGUCCACACCCAUACCAUAAGACCAGUGCUGGGAAUGUUGAGCCACAUCUCAUAAUAAUUUUUUGAAGUUUAAAAGUUUGUAUUUAUCUAUAAUUCAUAUCUAUGUCACAAUAGUAGAAAGCCUUUCUGUGCCACGCGUCAGUUUGUGGUGAUUAUCCAGAAUUCUAUUCAGUAUCUCUCGGUGAUGAGAAGGUUCCAAAGUGGGUGGACAUUCCAGCUUAUGCCACACUAUCGAUGGAGAGGUGUUCCUUUCAGAAAUGUACAAUCUGUGUCACCGUGCAGUAAAAUAAUCUGUCCCUAUCCCCUGGUUCCAUUCUGUAUCACACCCAAAGAAGGAAUUUCAUAAUUUAGCCUUUUUUGUUUUCAUUCUGAGGCCUUCUACACUGGAAUGGACAGUUUCAGUGUUUCCAUAUCUCUAGAUUCAUUUGAGGAUAAACGGCUUUUAUAUUCUGUCUGUUUUUGUCAACAGCCCUUAACUCUAAGCCUGUGUAUUCUUCUGGUCACAGGUAAUGUCUACAGAGAGUGUCAUUUAAAUGGAAGCUGGGCAGGAAGAGGAGAUUACACCCAAUGUCAGGAAAUCCUGAAGCAGGAGGUAUGACAUUCUCCAUCAAACCGAAAGUAACUUUUCACCCUGAAUCAUUGUCCAUUCAUGGCCUUCAGAUGAUGGACCACCCAGUUUAUUGUAUCUCCUUGUGUAUUAAUAUUUUCAUGUUUUUUUUCCUCCUUGCAGAAGAAAAGUAAAGUGCAUUAUCAUAUCGCAAUCGUGAUUAAUUUCCUGGGCCACUCCAUCUCCUUGUGCGCGCUACUGGUGGCAUUUAUUUUAUUUUUGAGAUUGAGGUAAACACAACACCUCUCGGACUAAAUAGACAUACGUCUAAAUUUAAGCAUUGCUCUUUGCUGCCCAAGUAUUUCUUAAUAACGCCCAUUGUUUAAUUUGUUAUUUCAAAUCUCAUCUGUCAUCUAGAAUGUUUUAAAGAUUUCUUGGUAAAAAAAAAAUAUUUCCAAUGACUUUUCUUAAAAAGACAAAAGAUAGGCAACAGGAAAGAGGAGGUCUUCAUGAGGUUGAGUAGCUGGCCUUUGAAUGAUAAGGAAUUGUAAUAGUUAAAAAAAAAAUCCAAGAAACAGGUAAAAAAAAUUCACCUCAUUCAUAGCUCUUGAUAUCUGUUGCAGGAGUAUACGAUGUCUUCGAAAUAUAAUCCACUGGAACCUUAUUACUGCGUUUAUUCUUCGUAAUGUCACCUGGUUUGUGAUGCAACUUACACUGAGCCACGAAGCCCAUGACAGCAAUGUGGUGAGUUACCUUCAUUAUCUGCCAAAAAAGGCAUAUGCAUAAAUGUAUAAUACAAAGCGGGACCAUUUCAUUUUAGGGAUGUGACUGAGGGUGUGGCCAGGGCUAGGGUUGUUCUAAGAAAUUUUAGGUGGCUUACUAAUAAUUCAUGGAACUAAAAUUUACUAAAGAACAAGAACAAUGUAUCUUAUUUACACAGACUGAUUUCUAAACACAUUUAUUGUAGUUUAAAGACACAUUACUGGGAGUAUUAUUACUGUGGAGCUCUGUUAUACACUCAGACACAUUUCUGGGAGUAUUAUUGCUGUGGAGCUCUGUUAUACACACUGACAUAGAAACAAUAUGGAGCUUCUAGAAAAGAGGGACAUUAGGAUAGAAAAGAGGGACAGAGGGAUUUGAGCCCUAAGUAGGGACUGUCCUUCCGAAAUAGGGAUGGUUGGGAGAUAUGAGAUAACACGCAAAGCUGUUUUAGGCAAACCAUGAUGUGAAUCAAAAAUUAAAAAAAACCUAUUGAAAAGGAGGCAGUCAUUUAACAAGGAAUUUAAGAAUAUUUUAAAACACUGUGACUAUACUGAUAUUUAGAUUGUAUGCAUUGUAUGAAGCUUCUGUAAUUGCAUGCCAAUUUUUGCCAAAUCCUUUAAGUGUCACUUAGAAUUAUUGCAUCACGGUACAGUUUAAUGAGUUUGAUAGAGAGACAGACAGAUUGUCAGACAGUCAGACACAGAAUGUAUUCCAUAGCCAAAACGUUGUACCAAUGGCAGCCCUGAAUGUACUGCUAUAUAAGAGAUUUUCUUUGCAGUCUGUUUAGUUAACUAUUGUACGUAGAGCAGAUUAAAGGAUCCCAUUUGGAUAGAGCGCCUCACAGAGCCGGGACUUUUUACUUAUCUUUAAAUACAGAGUGUGUUUGCAGUGCCCUUUUAUUAAUAGCUGAGAUUCUCCUGUCCCUGGUAUGUCUCAGGUAAACGAUGAGCGGCCUGGUACCGUCUGCAACUUCCGUUCAGUUCUCUGCAUCUGACUCAGCACUUUGUAUGAUGCUGAGGGUUUGUGCAGUGGCUGCAAGUUCUCCUGCAAAGUCUGCUGUUUUGAUCGAUGAUAUCCAAUAAGGGAUACAUUGUGUCGGAUUAAAAUUCCCACAACACUGAGCUUCCUGCGUGUAUAAAUGAGGUGUUCUAUACUGGAAACAAAAAUAUGAGGAAUGUUUGCGCUUGGAGUUUGAAUCAAACACAAACAUUGUCACAAUAUAUCGGAUGACACCAAGUAGAACAACAUUAAAUGCUCGAUAUUGCUGCAGGAGAAGGACAGAUGUCAAAAACAAUAGACAUCUUUUUCUGUUUGCUGGGGAGAAAAGAUUGAGUGAUAUUUCAAUGUUCUAAUGCAAAACAUGAACUUUGACUCAACGUAGAGUGACAUAAGUAACCAUUCGCCUAGUCUCAGCUCAUAGAGAGGAUGCCAACACACCCUAUAGGCUCCGGAGAUAAGAUGUUCCAUCUAUCAGAAGGAAACAUAGAGGGUAUACUCCAUCCAAUUAACAUUGACAGAAAGGGGGCAUUACACAAAGAGUAGAUGACUAUCCAUCAACUAGAGGUUGACAAAGAGGGAACAGUCUUUUCACUACAGGGCAACAGACAGUGGAACUCCAAUCCACGAGAGACAAGCAGAGAACAUUCCAUCACCAGAGACAAGACAUUCCAUCCACCACAGGGUGACAGAGGGAAGACAUUCUACCCAGAUCUUAGUAACUAGUAAAGUUACCUUUCAUAUUCCAUAAUGUGAUGGAGAUUGAAACUUCCAUCCACCAUAUCGUGAUAGAGAGGGAACAUUCUAUACACAACACAGUGACAAGGAGGGGACAUUUCAUCCACCAUAAGAUGACAGAGAGGGGACAUUCCACCCACCAUAAGGUGACAGAGAGGACGGUCAGUCUAAAGCAUAGCAGAUCCCAUUAGGAUGAUGCUGGCUGAGUAACUGAGGAAGCCUCUACAUGAGGCGAAACGCGUUUUGCAACCAGAGACUACCACAACAAGGUCACCUUCAAUUGUAAGGUCUUGUUUUUUACUUUUUUUGUGCACUUUAUUAAUAAAGCACUUUAACUACUUAUACUUAUCUGCGAGAGUACCACCUCCUGGCAAUAUAAAGAAGGUAGUGGGAUCCUUAAUCCCACAACGCCGGAAGAUUGAGCCUUAUUAUAUAGGCUCUUGUUUUGUGAGUGUAUUUUCACAUAUUUCCUUUUCAUUCUGAGAUUUAGACAAUAUUGCACUAUUAUGUGUUUUUAUUUGUUCUACCUCUAGGUAAUAUCAACAUUUGCUUUAAACAAGAAGAUACUCCACCCUAUAUUGUAUGUAAACUUUGUUUGACGUAAGGGCGAAGGGUACUCACUAAGGUGUAUGAGAAUCUCUUGUUUUAUUUCUUUAUGUAUGUGUUCCACUGGUAAUAUUGUAUUCUUUUGAUGCUGGCUGAGUGUUGCAUUAGUAUUAAGACUGAAUUAGAACUUUUUAUUCUGUUUUUUUUUUAACUAUUGUAUGUUUGAGAUCCCCAUUGGACCGAGCUCCUUGCAGUGCAUGGAGCCAAUGAUAGAAUGUAUAUUUUAUCUACUGUAGGAUGAAAUGGAUAUCUGCAAUGUUUUUGACAUGGGUGACAUGCUUGUUUUUUUUGCAUUCUUAUCUCACCACCUCUUUGUCAUUACUGUUUCGCUGUACUUCUCUCCACAGGUUUGGUGUCGCCUGGUAACCAUCGCUCACAAUUAUUUUUACGUCACCAACUUCUUCUGGAUGUUCGGAGAAGGGUGUUACCUACAUACAGCCAUUGUUCUGACUUACUCCACUGACAAACUGCGCAAGUGGAUGUUCAUUUGUAUUGGCUGGUGUGAGUGUCUUUGUCACCAUAGGAUUCUAGCACAGAUUUCAUAUCAUAUUGUUACCUAAUGCAUGUGUGACCCUAUUAUAAUUCAGACUUCAUUGCUGACCCCUGUUUUGCUGUUUCACCCUGAGGUGGAAGGAUCGGCAUGAGUGUGUAAUACCUAUCAUAACCAUGACUUAUACAUAGUAUAAAGUCCAGAUAAAGAUUAAAAAAAAGAAAUUUCUUUAAAAAUUCAAACUCGAUGCGUAAAAAACUCAAACUCUAAUUAAAAAAAGAGAAAUCAUUAAUAUGGUUUCAUUCUAUGGAAUUAAAAUAAGCAGAUGCCUUAGAUACUACAUCUUGACUCCCAUUUUCAUAGAGUUUAUAAUGCUCUAAUGUAUCCAUUUAUAAAUAUCUGAGUGGAUCUUUUGUGACAAGAAUUUUUGUGGAUCCAUUCUCUGUCUGGAAUUGCAGUGGAAAAGUGAUCAGAAAUCCCACAUGUCCAGUGACUCGGUGUAUCAGCUAUAUCCAUGUUCUGUGGUGUGGAAGGAAAGUAUGGAUCUGUGUUCCAAAGUUCUAAGAAUGUCCUGUUUCCGCAGGUAUUCCACUCCCCAUCAUCGUGACUUGGGCCAUUGGCAAACUUUACUACGACAAUGAAAAGUAAGGAAAAAGCAAAGUGGAUGGGGAGUUCAAAAAUUGAAUUUGUGAGAACUGUUAGAAAUGGGGAUUGUACCAGCAGAGAGGGGAAAUAAUAAUGAACAGAAUAGAACUGAGUGCAUUUUUUUUUAUCCAAAUGGAAUUGUGUGGGAGAUCAUGAGGUAGGAUUGAUGGAUGAGAAAUUGAAAUGUUGAGUAGAUGUUGCUGGGAGAAACUGAGGAUGUAGGCAAUGGAUAUGUUGAACCAUAUUGAAUAUCCAAGAACAAGUGGCACGUCUCAUGACAGAUUACAAAUCUAUAAGUGAGCCAGUGUAUGAGUCUUGGGUUUGGACUGUUAGUUCUGAUACUUUGUGUUAUUCUAGAUGCUGGUUUGGUAAAAAGGCUGGAGUAUACACUGACUUCAUCUACCAGGGUCCUGUCAUCCUUGUACUGCUGGUGAGGACCCACAUAAACAUCCAUCCAUCCAGCCAUCCAUUCAUCCAUCAACCCAUUUGUCCAUCAAUCCAUCCAAUCUCUCAGUACUUACGACUCAGUGAAUGUUUAAAUCUCUUCCACAGAUUCUAUAAAUCUCACACACAGUCAUAUGUUACUUACUCGGUAUCUAUGGUACCUACAUACAGCCAUCUAUAUCUAUGCUUGCCUUAGUGACAGUCACACACUGUUGGACUUUGCUGCAUAGUUUAGCAUGUUAACCAUGAAUAGACAAUUUAAUGGCAGGGCAGACAUCACAGAGUCCAGCAUGAGUAUGCUGGAUGUCAGAGAAGUGAUCCAGAAUCAGAUCUAGGGAGUCAGUUCAAUUCAACAGAUAACUCUGCGUUGGCAUCCUGGCAAUAGUGGGUGGUCAGAUACUUCUGAGUAAUGUUCCUGCUAAGCACCAUUUUGUCAAGUAUUAAUUUGCAAAGGGAGUUAGUACACAGUUAGUAAUUUGGACACUAAGCAUUUCGGCAUUGGUUCUAGUGUGUAUCUCAGAUGCCAAAAGUACGCCAUUGCUGCCAAUCAGAGGAAUUAAAGAAGCGGAAACAAAAAAAAAUGAGGCACGAGACACUAAAUAUGUUAGGAGUGUUCGAGAAAGAUCAGAAAGGUAGUCCUGGCAGACAGAAUAAACCGAAAAAUAGAUCAGGUAGAUAGACAGACAGCUCGGAGAGACACCUAAAUUAGACAGACAGGCAGACAGAUCAAAGAGACAGACAUAGCUAACAGACAAAAAGAAAUGUCUAAAGUUCGGAGAGACAGAGGAAACAGACAAAUAGAUCAGACAAAGAGACAAACACAUGUGCCAGACAGACAGAAAGAUCAGACUAACAGACAAAUGAAUAGUUCAGCCAUACCGACAAAUCAAAAAGGUACAUAGACGAGAAAGACAGAGAGAUGCAAUAAUGUAGGUCAAGCUCUCCUUUAUGCAAACUACAUGAAUUGCCCAUCUUGAUGUGUCACUGUAAAAUGCAAUAAAGUAAGCUUUAACAUCACUUUUAAACUAUCAUGUUUCAACAUCACUUAGAUCUUUCUUUACGCAACAUGUUAUGCUUCAGUUAUUAAAUGACAUUGAUGCCACCAGAAGCCUCUUUUACUGAUUUUGUAGUCAAAACUCUUGCAGCAAUGCGAUGAACUAAUUGAAAUGUGAAGUUAGCAUGAGGAUAUAGCUCUUGUCAGUUAACAUCUACACACACACACACACACAAACACAUCUCGAGCUUUCUCCCAUAACCCAAUCUGCCCGCAAUCUUCUCAGAACUCUCCUGGUUUUCUGCUACACAUUAAAGUAAUUAAAAAGUUAUCCCCCUCUCCUAUAAGCGUUCCACUCCUCUGCAGCUGCACCUCCUGAUGGAAUAGAUCUUAACGCCAUGUGUGUUCUGUAUUUUUCCUCUGUUACCAGCAACCUGCUUUAAAUACUAAGCCGUCUCAUCUACUGUUCCAUGACCCUGCAACUCAGACCUUGCAAGGAUGCCUCCAAAGAAUAAUUUCAGCUUUAAAACUUUAAAGUCCAAAAAUAUAUCUCAGACACCCAUUACGCCCUAUUAUUUCAAUUAAAGUCACAUACUUAUCUGUAACUGAACCUGAGCGUGUAAGACAGACAGACAUCCAUCACAGGACCCCAGUGUGUAAGAGGCACGUGUAUUUAUUCCAGAACCCUAGUGAGUUGGAAAUAUGAUUAUCACCGAGCAUUAAUAGGUAACAUACACAGCUAUCUCCCUCUAUACAUAAUGAGUAACACACACAGUUUCUUUUUCCAUACAUAACGAGUAAGACACACACACACACGACAAUCUACAUUUUGCCAAACUGUUUGCCAUUGAUAACGUUACUCCAAAGUCGGUGACGCCUUACAUCACUGUCACUUUUCCCUUUAAUGUUGUUCCUUUCUCAUUUGUUAACACAGCUAUUUAACAGUGUUUUCUAUCACACAUAUUAAUUUAUUUUUUUCUCAUUUUAGAUAAAUUUUAUAUUUUUAUUUAACAUUGUGCGGAUUCUGAUGACGAAGCUCCGUGCCUCAACCACUUCGGAGACCAUCCAGUACAGGUCAAUAUCAAAUAAACUUCCAAGCCACCUGAUCUCAUUGCCCUUGGUGGAGUAUUUCACUCGUUCCUUUACACAAAGUGGUUCCAAAGCCAGUCCUCUUGCUACCUCCUACCAGUCCAGGAUUUAGGGACUACCCAGUUGGGUCUAAGGUGUUUUUAGAAAAUAAAACACCUGAGAUACAACUGGCUGAUCCCUAAAUCUUGGACUGGUAGAAGGGGUAUAUGAAUUGGUACGAGAACCACUGCUCUUCACAAUUGAUGGCUAACUUUGGCUGCUCGGAUUAUGCUUCUCCUUGGUGCUCAGCUAACUUUUAUUUUGGCUUAGCACCGUGGGAAAUGUAGUCCAAAAACAGAGUGGCGGCCAAGUUAUCCAUGACUACUCUAUACCAUCCACCAGAGGUUUUUUUUCCAUCUCCCCUCCUUUUGCUUUAUCAUGUUUCACACCUGCUUAACUAAUUUAUCCCCUAUUGUUUUAUAUACUCCCUUCUCAUUCUGGCAUUUUUAUCAUUACAUAAUUGAAAUCAAGGUACCCCUCUUUAUCAGUCUCCAGUGUUUCCUUUUACCUUUGAAAUUACCAAAGUUCUUAUAGUCAAUUACCCUAUGUUCCAUUGUCUCCAUAAUGUCCCAAUGUGCCUAUCCCUUUUACUUACCCUUCUAGGAAGGCAGUUAAAGCUACAUUGGUUCUCUUACCUCUCCUGGGCAUCACCUACAUGCUAUUCUUUGUCACUCCUGGAGAAGAUGAAGUCUCCCGCAUUGUGUUCAUCUACUUCAACUCCUUUCUUCAGUCAUUCCAGGUAAAGAGAGCAGAGCGAACUAGGCCAAAAAUAAAAUGGAAUUUUUUUUCCAUCAGAUAAUUUUAAUAUUCCCUGGGACAGGAUCCUGAGGUCAAUACAUGAUCUUACAUUGGUACAAUCACGUCCAAGGCAUGAUCACGAUUUUACUUUAUGAUUUGAUAUUAGUGCAAUAUCCUCUGGGGCGGGCUAAUGAUCUUAAUUCAUGUUUGAUAUUGAUACAGGCAGCUCAGGGGUGGGAUUAUGAUCUUAAUUCAUGUUUGAUAUUGAUACAGGCAGCUCAGGGGUGGGAUUAUGAUCUUAAUUCAUGUUUGAUAUUGAUACAGGCAGCUCAUGGGUGGGAUAAUGAUCUUAAUUCAUGUUUGAUAUUGAUACAGGCAGCUCAGGGGUGGGAUAAUGAUCUUAAUUCAUGUUUGAUAUUGAUACAGGCAGCUCAGGGGUGGGAUUAUGAUAUUAAUUCAUGUUUGAUAUUGGUAAAGAAACCUCUGGGGCAGGAUAAUGAUAUUAAUUCAAGUUUGGUAUUAGUACAGACAACUCGCUGGCAGGAUCCUGACAUCAGUGCACAAUAGUCCACUCUAGAAAAGGAAGCCGCACUCUUAUAAACAGUAAUAGAGUGCUCUUGAACAAGGUCUGGCAAUCCAUUAAUGGCAUGUAGUCAGAAGAAAAAAGUGGUCCAGGCACUCCAUUAAUUCAAGCAACUUUUUUAGACGUGAACAGACAUUGCAACAUUUUGGCCCACAAAAGGCCCUCAACAAAUGCCCAGUUGGGGGCCGAAACACUGCAAUGUCUGUUCAUAUCCAAUAAAGCUGCUUGUAUUGAUGGAGGGCCUGGACCACCUUUUUCUUCUUACUGCAUUACUGCACAAUGUCACAUAGGUACAAACACCUCUGUGAAAGAAAAGGUGUACAAAUACUUUAAGGAUUUAAUCCUGUCUUACCUGCAGUUACUUGUGUGGAUGAUUCAUAACCAUUUCUAUUGUCCUCUUUCCACAGGGGUUCUUUGUGUCUGUUUUCUACUGUUUCCUAAAUAGUGAGGUAAGUAGUUACUGGCAAACCUCUUAGUAUUAACUGUAGGGGUUACAUUUAAAGAGCAACACUGUUCCAAAGGUCUAAUAGUGUAACAACCACCUUGGAAGCUGAUGGAAUGUCCCUGAUGAUGGUUCUAUUUUAGAAUGUUAUGCCAGAAUUGUUUUAUACUGGAUCUCAAUGUAAAAGGGAACCUUGUCUCAGUGUUUGCCAUCAAGCAGCAAAUUUUUGUGGGACAGAAAAAGAGCAAAAUCACUGAUAUUUUUGAUUUGCCAGUGGACCAUGUGGCCACCCAGACUCAUAUCCUAAUAUUUUCGUAUUGUUGCUCGGUGAUAGUGGGUGGUGGAUGGUAACAGGAUGUCUUCUCACCAACUGACCGGUUUUCUGCUUCUAGGUUCGCUCUGCGGUGAGGAAACGCUGGCACCGCUGGCAGGAUAAGCACUCUAUACGCGCUCGUGUUGCCAGGGCAAUGUCUAUUCCCACUUCACCCACUCGAGUCAGCUUCCACAGCAUCAAGCAAUCUUCUGCCAUCUGACUUGUAUACUCAAAUGUGUUCUCCCACACAGCCUGCUUCUCUUAAGCUUUCCAGAACCCGGGUAGAAGUCUCAUUUUUAUUGGUUGCAGAGGAUCAAGCCUCCCUUGUUCCCCUUGGACAUAUCUAAAUUUGGAAAGAGAGGAGACAUCUUGUGCCUCCAACAAGACUGAUCAUGACAAUCAAUUCAAUGCUGGAAGGAACCAGCAAUGAUACAAAGUAUCUCUUUCGCUUCAAGUGCAAUAUGGGUAAUGUCGAGCACUAGUGCGUAUGCACAGAGACAGGUCGCAAUUCACAAGUGCAGAAAAAAGUAAUAGUUGAAACACUGUACACAGCACAAAACAUACACUGAUAUAUCACCAGCCAGAAGCAAACGAUCUCUGAAAACCUUGCCUACUGCUGUUACCGCUAACUGUCCAUAGUUCCGUGCCUGGCAAUCAAAGCGACUAUACAUUGACCCAACCACUGAUAAAACGAGACUACUGAUGGCCUUCUAUAAUUCUUCACCGAGCAUAAUUUUAUACAAUGAUGAGCACAACACAUAAAGCUAUUGUGUAAUGCGCACAAGGACUACCUGGACGCAGUAUGGACACUCAUUUAAACGCAAGGCAUGGGUUUAGCAUACGAAACACAGAUUAAAUGUGCCCUGGGGACCAAUUACGGAUUUUCAGAAGAGAUUUAUAAAGGCUAAAAUGACAACUGAACAUCAUCAUCGCCGAGUAUUGAUUUAAAUUAAAC
Pelobates cultripes (western spadefoot toad) is the source of this 26685-nucleotide messenger RNA. The record is from the annotation of a GenBank genome assembly. NCBI's taxonomy places the organism in Eukaryota, Metazoa, Chordata, Amphibia, Anura, Pelobatidae.